AUGAUUGAUAGUAUGACAAGUAGAUCGACAUUUAAAAAAACUUUAACUAGUAAUAAUAAUUUCAUUGUAAAUGGAGGUAUUGGAAUACCAAAUGAGCAUUAUCACAUUUGGAGAGAUGGUUACAAUAGCUAUUUAUAUGCAACUGGUAAGAGAUUUAAGCAAUCUUUACAAAAGCAUCAUGUCAAUAAUUCGAUAAUGACUGAUGCCAAAUUGAGAUUAAUUAGAGAAAAGUGGAAUACUGCCAUUUCUGGAAAAAGCCAACAAAAGAAAAAUCAAGUGAGAUCUAAAAGGGAUGAGAAUAAAUCCUUGUUAAAUCUCAUCAAGAAGAUUAUUAAGGAUCGAUUAUUUAUGAGAAAGUACUUUGAUGGUGAUAGGUUUAAAUCUAAGAGAUUUGAAUUUCGUGAACAGAUUUAUUUUGAAAAGAAACUUCAAGUUCAUGAUUCUCUUCUUCGUUAUACUGAUCACAAGAAGUAUUUAGCUAAAUUGGAGGAAGCCAAGAAAUUGUACAACAAUCAAGACACAUUGGAGAAACAAAUUGAAAGUUUAAUUCAUUCUGAAUAUGAAAAGCCAGAGAUUGAGGAGAUUAUAAUUGGAGAUUUACAUGACAAUAUAUUGACAAAUUUCGUUGAUUACCACUGUAAAAAAUCGUAUAUGGUAGAAGCUCACUCAACAUAUUCUUCAUCCAAAAGGCUGGGGUUGAAUGCUGCCUUUUAG
This is a messenger RNA of Naegleria gruberi, 714 nucleotides long. RefSeq lists its product as uncharacterized. The coding region runs from base 1 to 714 and encodes 237 amino acids. NCBI's taxonomy places the organism in Eukaryota, Heterolobosea, Eutetramitea, Acrasida, Naegleriidae. The record is from RefSeq and is a predicted model, not a curated record. The transcript is spliced from 2 exons.